Messenger RNA from Loxodonta africana (African savanna elephant), 6635 nucleotides. RefSeq names its product acidic residue methyltransferase 1 (gene DCPH1). Gene Ontology annotation, biological process: DNA damage response. Gene Ontology annotation, cellular component: nucleus. The record is from RefSeq and is a predicted model, not a curated record. The transcript is spliced from 5 exons. Lineage: Eukaryota; Metazoa; Chordata; Mammalia; Proboscidea; Elephantidae. Gene Ontology annotation, molecular function: phosphatase activity. The coding region runs from base 115 to 1434 and encodes 439 amino acids.
AAAAGCAUUUUUAUAGCCCACAGCGCUCUCGUUCUCAGUUCCUCCUCCGCGCGGCACCUCCGCUCUUCCUGUGUCGGUUAGACCCGGACGUUGGGGCUGGGAGCACGGAAGGUGAUGGCGGGGUCUCCGGAGUCUCUCUCGGGACAGGACGUGGGAUCAUUUGCAUAUAUUACAAUUAAGGACAGAACACCACAGUUCUUAACUAAGGUUAUUGAUACAUUGCAUCGACAUAAAAGUGAAUUUUUUGAGAAACAUGGAGAGGAAGGCACAGAAGCUGGAAAGAAAGCGAUUUCUCUUCUUUCUAAAUUACGGAAUGAAUUGCAAACAGAUAAGCCAAUUGUCCCUUUGGUGGAGAAGUUUGCUGACACUGACAUAUGGAAUCAGUACUUAGAGUACCAACAGGGUCUUAUGAAAGAAAGUGAUGGGAAACCCAGGUGGUUUUACUCCCCGUGGUUGUUCGUCGAGUGCUACAUGUAUCGGAGAAUUCACGAAGCCAUUAUCCAGAGCCCACCAAUUGAUGACUUUGAUGUAUUUCAAGAAUUAAAAGAACAAAAUUUCUUUGAGUCACAGGAAUCUAUCAUGACCUUAUGUACGUAUCUGCAAGAAUUGAUGAAAACUGUUGAACAACUAGGUGAAGAUCAGCUGAAAAAUGAGUUUUUUAAAUUUCUGCAGAUUUCUCUGUGGGGAAAUAAGUGUGAUCUCUCUCGGUCAGGCGGGGAAACUAGUUCUCAGAAGAACAAUUUAAUGAGUUCUCUUGAAGACCUGAAACCUUUCAUUUUAGUGAAUGACAUGGAACAUCUUUGGUCAUUGCUUGGCAGUUGCAAGAAAAGAGAAAAAUCAUCUGUUAGAGUGGAUAUUGUCCUGGAUAAUUCUGGGUUUGAACUUACUACAGAUUUAGUAUUAGCUAGCUUCUUAUUGUCCUCUAAACUGGCUACUGAGAUCCACUUUUAUGGAAAAAGGAUUCCAUGGUUUGUGUCUGAUACUACUGUACAUGAUUUUAAUUGGUUAAUUGACCAAGUAAAACAUUCUAACCAUAAGUGGGUGUCCAAGAGUGGGGUUGACUGGGAAAACUAUGUUAAAAUGGGCAGAUGGGUUUACCAUGACCAUAUAUUUUGGACUUUGCCUCAUGAGUACUGUACGAUGUCUCAGGUUGCUCCUGACUUAUAUGCAGAGCUACAGAAGUCAGAUUUAAUUUUAUUCAAGGGUGAUUUGAAUUACAGAAAGUUAGCAGGUGACAGAAAAUGGGCCUUUACCAUUCCAUUUCAUCAGGCUUUGAAUGGCUUCCACCCUGCUCCUCUUUGCAGCAUAAGAACAUUAAAAGCUGAGAUUCAGGUUGGUCUGCAGCCGGGACAAGGUGAAGAGCUUGCAGCCUCGGAGCCCAACUGGCUCACCAAUGGGAAUUAUGGAAUCUUCCAGUUUGAUGGUUCACUUUGAUUGGGUUUCCAAGCUCUCAGUUGUGUAGAAAGGUCUGAUAAUCACUUUUCAUCCCCAGACAAGCAGUGUGUGAGACUCCACUGCUCUGCGUUGGCUCUGGGAAGUUAGAUUCUUGGGGCUUAUUUCCGUACACACUGGAUGAUUUUGUUCCUUGAACGUUUAGCCCCACUCCAUUGUUUUGGGGAUUGGUGGCUUAAGUUAGUUAUAGAUAUUACAUUUAUGUUGGAAUUUUAGUAACUUAUUUCAAGAUAAAUAUAUAAUUUCAAUUGGUUUUGAUGAACUUAUUUUUAAUUGGGUAGAACGCAAAAUAUGAGUCAAUUCUGUUUUUAAAGUUAGUUAGCCCCCCCCCUUUCUUUUAAUGCUAUACUGCACGGUAUUUAAUAUUCUAGGAGGCAUAGAAUUUUAUUUAACUUGAUUUGGGGCUCCUGAAAUAAGAAUUCCAUGAAAGUACACAUUUUAAUAACUCUUUGCAAAGAGAGGCAUUUCUUACAAAUGUCAUGUUUGAACACAUGAAAGUAAAACUUACCUCUAAGUUAAUUCUAACUUCUGUUCUUCUUGACUUAUUUUCUUUUCAAAUAAUAGCUUGUUUUAUUUGCACGCAUUUGUAUUAUGUUUGGCCUGUGGAGUGGAUGGUGGGAAGCACAAAAUUGAAGAGAAUGGAGUAGGUGGUAUUUGGAGAAAUGGUUUGUCUUUUACCUUCUACUUAUGAUAUCCAAGGUCAACGGACGUACAUUCUCUUACAGCCUAAGUGUUUCAAAUGAGCAGACUUUUAGUUUGCACUACAAUUGUUAAAAAAUGCUUUAGCUAGAAAAGAUUCUUGUGCAGUGAAUUUGGAAUACUGCCAACAAAUGAGUUAAUUCAUUUUUUAUAUUUCUUAUUUGGGUCUUACACAUUUGUGAUCACCACAGCUACUAAAAGCUAUAAAUUUUAGCUCAAUUUAUUUUGAAGCCAAAAUUGGAAACAGACCUGGAAAUGUUUUCUUGUACUGGAAUAAAAUGAAUCGUACUGAAAAUCUCGUUUUUAUUUUCCAAUGAGAAAUGGGAAAAAUGGAAAGUUUAAAAUGGGGUCUAUAUGAGUUUAAAAUGAAACUCUACUGAGAAUGUGCAUUAUAGACAUUGCCAAAAGCAGUUUUUAAUAAUGCCACCUAUAAAUGAGUUUAUAAUCUGUGCUCUUGCUAAUUUUUUAAAUUUGUUUUUUGUUUUCUUGUAAAAUGUUUAUAUAAAACUGCACAUUUUGAAUUUACUGUGCAUUUGUUUACGUAUGUUCUUGUUUUAAACAUUAAGUUAUUAAAAUGCAUAUCAUAUUGGAAUUACUUGCAGACACUUGGUGUAGUUCAGGGCACACUUGUGUAUUUGUAUGGACUUCAUAGCCACAGUGUGAGCAAUUGUGCAAUAUAUAACAUUUUUCUAAAGCAUGGAAUACGUUUUCUAUUUUUACCAUGUGGUUUAUUUUUAUUAAGAACAUGAAAUUAUGGUGUAUGAAAAAGUGGCUUACCCCUCCUCACCCCCUACAAGAAAGAGAGCAGGGCAAGCAAACUAGAGAAAGAAAGAAAGUUCCUGUGGAAAAAGAAGCUAAUUCAAGAUGGAUUUUUAUUUAAAAAAUGUCUAGCAGGGAGGACCCGCCUGUAGUUUCACCAGUUGAUCUUUUUUUUUUUUAGAGCAGCUUUAUUGCAGAUAAAAUUCACAUACCAUACAAUUCACCCAUUUAAAGUGUACCUUUCACUGUUUUGGUAAAGUCAUAGGGUUGUCCAACCAUCACUGAAACCUAAUUUGAAAAUAUUUUUGUACCCCAUGAAAGAAACCCAUACCUAUUGGCAGUUAUUCCCCCCUGCUCUUAGCUCCUGGCAACUAUUAAUCUACUUUCUGUCUCUCUGUUUUAACCUGUCCUGGACGUUUCAUGUCAAUGGAAUCGAUCAUAUAAUACGUGGUUUUUUCUGACUGACUGCAAGGUUCACCAAUCGUAGUAUGUAUCAGUACUUCAUUCCUUUUUAUUGCGCAAUAAUGUACCGUUGUGUGGGUAUACUGCAUUUAAUUUCCAUUCAUCAGUUGACGGACAGACAUUUGGGUUGUUCCCACUUUUGACUAUGAUGGAUAGUGCUGCUUUGAAAAUUGCUGUACAAGUUAUUUGUGGUUGUAUGUUUUCACUUUUUUAGUGUAUGCCUAGGAAUGAAGGUGCUGGGCUGUAAGCUAUGUUUAACAUUUUGAAGAAUUGCCAAAUUUUCCAAAACACUUGCACCAUUUACAUUCCCACCAGCAGGAGAACUUCAGUUUCUCUACAUUCUCGGUAACACUUGUUAUUGGCCAUGUUUUUUAUUACAGCUAUCCCUGGUGGCAUAGUGGUUAAGAGCUAUAUCUGCUAACCAAAAUGUUGGCAGUUUGAAUCCACCAGGCGCUCCUUAGAAACCCUGUGGGGCAGUUCUACUCUAUUCUGUAGGGUCACACGAGUCGGAAUUGACUGGAUGGCAAUGGGUUUGGGUUUUUUUUGGUACUGGGCAUGAAUGGUAUCUCAUUGUGGUUUUGAUUUGCAUUUCUCUUAUGAUUAAUGAUGUUGAGCAUUUCACGUGCUUAUUGGGCAUUUGUAUAUCUUCCUUGGAAGAAUGUCUAUAUGAAUCCUUUGCUCAUUUUUAAAUUAGGUUAUUUGUCUUUUUAUUAUUGAGUUUAAGAGUCUUUAUAUAUUCUGGAUACAAGUCCUUUGUGACUUGCAAAUAUUUUCUUCCAUUCUGUAGAUUGUUCACUUUCUUGAUGGUAUUGUUAGCAGCACAAAAGUUUUUCUUUAUUUUGAUGAAGUCCGAUUUUUUUUUUUCUUUUGUUGAAAAACACUGCUUUUUGACCUGCUUAUAAUCCCCUUCAGGGCCUCUGAAGGAGGGACUGAGAAACCCACUAGGUAGGGCCCUGCAUUCAGCCCUCCCAGCAAUCCCUUCCCACAUACUAUACAAAGCAUAAUGGAGUUCAACCAAGUUUGAGCUUGAACUUGGGAAUUAUGAAGAUAUUUUCAGUUUUGCAAACUUAAUUCAUGUUUAGAAACUGCCAGUUUUAAAAUGAAAUGCUGAAUGGUCAAAUCUUUAAAUAUAACACAAGGUGUAACUUAUAAAACUGAUUAUUUCUCUUUUCAAAUCAAUAAAUGCUGUUAAUCACCCUGCGUAUAAUGAACUUUCUUAGGUUCUGUUGGGGUUUCAGAAAUGAGUAAGAUAAGGCCUUCCUUCUUCAGAGCUCACGGUUUACUGGGAGGGCUGAGCUUCCUAGUUAACACUGCAGGGUAGAAUAUGAUCAGUGCCAUGAUAGAAAUGCUAAACAAAAUAGGAAGGAAGAGGAGGGAGAGGUGAAUUCUGACCGGCCACUGUGGGGAAAUCCUGCAGAACGUAGCACUGCACUUAGGACUGUCAGUGUAUUUGGAACAUUGCAUUCCUGGGAGGAAGUUACAGCAGGAUGCAUGCUGGGAAUACGGAAAAAAUUGCUGAGUAAUAAUGAACAUGCGCCAGUCAUUUGAUCAAGGAAGGUGAUGGAAGAGAUCAGUGGAAAAUCAUGGUGAGAACGCUGAAUUUAGAACUUGAUAUCGCCGGUGUGGAACAGCUCAUAGAUCAAUGAAGAAAAGGAAUUGACAGUUCAGGACUUAAUGGAUUUUGGCAAGGAAAGAGAAUGACUAGGAAGGGGAGAAGCCAAAAAAUUCUACAGUGAAAGAAUUAGCUGGAGUUUUUUCUAAACUAAAUCAGAGGCUUCAGUUUCUUGAAAACGUGGGCCCAAAUUCUGAUCACUUUGCUAAAGUUGUUAGGCAAAUUCAGGAAGCAGUGAGAUGUUACCGAGAAAUAUGUGUAGGAAAAAAGGACCAUACAGACAGCUCUCACUAAUUUUCUGACUAGAAAUGCCAUCCCCAUUCCCAGGGGGUAACCCAGAUGAUCCAGAACCUUCUGCAGAUGGGGUCAUUACUGCAACUGACAAAAUGCCAAUAUCGUCCAGCUCUUUGUUGGAGUAAAUUUUCAUGAUUUGUGUAUUUUUUUAAUGUGUGUAUGUAUAAAAGUGUACCUGUAAGUGUAUGGAAACCAUGAUGGCCUACUGGUUAAGAGCUACGGCUGCAAACAAAAAGGUCGGCUGUUGGAAUCCACCACGCGCUCCUUGGAAACCCUAUGGGGCAGGUCUACUCUGUCCUUUAGGUUUGCUAUGAGUCGGAAUCAACUGGAUGGCAGUGGGUUUGUUUGUUUUUUGUAAGUUUGUGUAUAAUGUCUCCAACCCCCAAAGACAAAAAUCCAAUUUGUAAAGAAACUGAUAAAGGCAGUAGUAAUGAACACUGAAAAAAAAAAAGUAUUUGACUUACCUCAGAACCAACUUACAACACAGUUGCAACUUGAGGACCUAACGUUAAUUUUCUAAGAUAAAUCCUCCAAAAGCAGUUAUAAUGUCUUUCGACCUUUAGGGAAGUGAGCCUGAGCGCAAAGCUGACCCACUGAAAAUGGUAGAGUGAAGAAAUGUGCAAAAGCCUAUGAUGCUAUCUACGCUGAUGAAGCCGCGCCGGAACUUUCUAUGUGAGAGGAUUUAAUAAAUGUAUUUAGAUCCGUUCGAGCCAUGAUUUUCCGUUACUUGGCAUCGGAAUCAUCCUGAUUGAUAUGAUUAUGACCCCCACUUAGCAGUUGGAACAAUUGAGCCUUCCAUCUUGGGGAAGUUUCCCAAGAUCACUCAGCUCUUAAGUGGAAACCCUCCCACAUCUGUUUGACUCCAGAGCCUCAGCUCUACAAAAGAAAAUACACUCCAGCCCCCAAAAGCAAUGUCAACAUAGUUCAAAUUUUUUGCUUGAUUUCUAGAAAGCCCCAAGGUGAAUCCAAAACACAAUUCGGAGCUAUAUUUACUAAAACUCCCUUCCCCACCCAUUUUCCUAACAGCUUUCUCUGUACACACCCCCACUGAGCCUUGAUCCAGAAAUCUCUGUCCACAAACUUCCCUCCACACCCAGUGCCUCACAACUUUUGCUCUCCGUCUUUCCAGUCUCCUUUUUUUCCUCUUGAGGAGGCAGAGACUUGGAACAUGUCUACAUAUGAAUGUUUUAUUACCUGAAGUGCUAGUGUGAUGUCUGAAACGGUCAGCCUUAAGUGAUAUCUUAAAAUUGUAGAAAAUUAAUAAAACAGAUGAGAAAAACAACAGGAGAAAAAAAGCUAACAUAACUCUACCACCUCCAGUUACCCCUGUUAAGAUUUGGUGUGUACAUUUUAAAAU